AUGAGCUCUUUGAAUUACAUUUCUGCAGAGAGUCUAAAAGAUCUUCUAGCAGGAGGUCAGGAUAAAAUCUCAGUAAUUGAUGUUCGUGAUGAUGAUUUUGAAGGAGGCCAUAUUCCUGGAUGCAUUAAUAUUCCAUCCGAACAGUUUCUCGCUUUAGUAGAUGAGUAUGUUGAGCAACUUUUACAGCAAAAGGAUAUUGUUGUCCAUUGCACAUACUCUCAAAUGCGUGGACCAAAAGCUGCCAGAAUCCUUUACGAGACUUUGCGUUCUAAAGCUCAAAAUCUAUGGUCUAAAAAGGAAUUAUCCUCAGUUGAAAAAGAAGAAUCCUUCCAAAAGUUACCUUCUAUCUAUAUACUCCAUGGCGGAUUUCUUGCAUGGAGGUCUCGCUUUGGAAACGUCCCAAACAUGAUCGAAUAA
Molecule: messenger RNA, 417 nt
Organism: Schizosaccharomyces osmophilus
Lineage: Eukaryota; Fungi; Ascomycota; Schizosaccharomycetes; Schizosaccharomycetales; Schizosaccharomycetaceae
Gene: ibp1
Product: Cdc25 family phosphatase Ibp1
Exons: 1
Coding region: 1-417 (138 amino acids)
Cellular component (GO): nucleus; cytoplasm
Molecular function (GO): protein tyrosine phosphatase activity
Source: RefSeq, a predicted model, not a curated record